Molecule: messenger RNA, 1956 nt
Organism: Arabis nemorensis
Lineage: Eukaryota; Viridiplantae; Streptophyta; Magnoliopsida; Brassicales; Brassicaceae
Source: the annotation of a GenBank genome assembly
AUGUCAGGCUUCGUCGGGAUUCUUGUAUCGGAUCCAUGGCUUCACAACCAAUUCACCCAAGUCGAGCUCCGGAGUUUGAAAUCUCAAUUCACGAGCAUGAGGAGAGAGAGCGGGAAGCUUACGGUUUCGGACCUCGCUUCAAGGAUGGGGAAAUCGAAGAUCGUCGGAGAUCAAAACCUCACCAAAGAAGAAAGAUCUUCACUUAUCCAAACUUUUCAUCCUAACUUGAACGAUGAAGUCGAUUUCGAGUUCUACUUGAGGAUUUAUCUUCAUCUUCAAGCUCAUGUGAACGCUGUAAUCGGAAGCGGUGUGAAAAACUCGUCUGCGUUUCUCAAAGCAGCUACAACAACUUUGUUGCAUACUAUAAGCGAUUCUGAGAAAUCUUCUUAUGUUGCUCAUAUCAAUAGUUACCUCUCUGGAGAUGAGUUUCUAAGCAAGUACCUCCCUAUUAAUCCUUCCUCUAAUGAUCUCUUCGAAGUCGCCAAAGAUGGCGUCUUGCUUUGUAAACUUAUAAAUGUGGCGGUUCCUGGAACUAUCGAUGAACGAGCGAUUAAUACAAAGAGUAUGCUUAAUCCGUGGGAGAGAAAUGAGAAUCAUACGCUUUGUCUUAACUCUGCAAAGGCAAUUGGGUGUACUGUUGUUAAUAUUGGAACACAAGAUAUUAUUGAAGGAAGGCGUCAUCUUGUACUCGGUGUGAUUUCUCAAAUCAUCAAGAUACAAUUGCUAGCAGACCUAAACUUGAAGAAAACUCCCCAAUUGGUGGAGUUGGUCGAUGAUAGCAAAGAUGUGGAAGAGCUGCUGAGUUUACCACCUGAGAAGAUCUUAUUGAGGUGGAUGAAUUUUCAGUUGAAAAAAUCCGAAUACAAGAAAACCGUCACAAACUUCUCCUCUGAUGUAAAGGAUGCGGAAGCUUACACCAAUCUAUUAAAUGUACUGGCACCAGAGCACAAGAAUCCAUCAAAUUUAGUAGCCAAACAUCCGUUUGAGAGAGCGAAACAUGUUCUCGAGCAUGCAGAUAGAAUGGGAUGCAGGAGAUACUUGACCGCAAAGGAUAUUGUUGAAGGUUCCCCGAAUCUUAACCUUGCUUUUGUAGCACAUAUUUUCCAACACAGGAACGGUCUUUCAACUCAAACAAAGCAGAUAUCUUUUCUGGAAACUCUAGCCGAUGACACACAAAUCUCUAGAGAAGAAAGAUCAUUCCGGUUUUGGAUUAACAGCUUUGAUAGUUCGUUAUACAUAAACAAUGUCUUUGAAGAUUUGAGAGAUGGGUGGAUACUGUUGCAGACAGUCGAAAAGGUGUCUCCAGGGAUUGUGAAUUGGAAAAUAGCAAGCAAGCCUCCGAUAAAACUGCCAUUCAAGAAAGUAGAGAACUGUAAUCAGGUUGUGAAAUUAGGGAAGCAACUCAAGUUCUCUUUGGUUAACAUUGCUGGAAACGACAUUGUUCAAGGAAACAAGAAACUCAUUCUAGCAUACUUAUGGCAAUUGAUGAGAUACAACAUCCUGCAACUCCUUAAGAACUUGAGAUCACAUUCCAACGGUAAAGAAAUAACUGACGUCGAUAUAUUGGAUUGGGCAAAUGGUAAAGUUCGAAAGAACGGUAGCAAAACACGCAUGCACAGUUUCAGGGACAAGAGUUUGUCCGAUGGGAUAUUCUUCCUGGAGCUGUUGAGUUCUGUGCAGCCAAGAGCCGUUAACUGGAGUCUUGUUACAAACGGAGUAACUGAUGAAGAGAAAAAGAUGAAUGCGACUUACGUGAUAAGCAUAGCGAGGAAGCUAGGUUGCACCAUAUUUUUACUACCUGAAGACAUCAUUGAGGUGAAUCAGAAGAUGAUGUUGACAUUGACGGCGAGUAUAAUGUAUUGGACUCUUAAACAACCUUGUCAUCUUACUGGAUCUCCAGAUACUCACAGUGGAAGUCUACUCGACGAUUCUACUUCUGAUUCUUCUUUAGAAUAA